UGGAGAUGGAAGUGGAGAGCUGACAGCGUCGUUGUCGCCGAAUCACUUCCGUCGGUCAAAGGUGCAAAAAAAAAAAAUGGCUGCCGUGUUAUGCUCGUAGCAUCUCUGCCUCAAUGUUAACAAACGCCGAAGGUUACGUACCCUCAAGCUUUGACUAACGGCACGUUUAGCGACCGAGAGCGUUCACCAGCUGCAUCGUUACGACGCCGAGAUGUUGCAGAUAAUUGGCGGGAGGGGCGUCCAGGCGGCGCGGCUCCUCGCGCCCAGGAGCGCCGUGCUCGUGGAGGCUGUCCGGGGUCGAAAGUCCCGCACGGACCCGGUGGCCAAGUCCAAAGAGGGUCGCAUCAAAACGCCUCCCCCCGUUGACCCGGUGGAGAUGGUGGUCCUGAAGGAGAGAUACACGCAGUACCAACUGAUCAUGAGGGCGCUUCGUCUAGAGUUUAAGGAGGAGGUGUUGCGAAAGAAGUAUGAAGAGGAGACGGGAUCCCAGGCCGAGGAGAGGGCGAGGAAGGAGGCAGAAGAGCAUCGUGCCUUGAUGGCCUGGAACGACGAGGAAAACCGCCGCAUCCUCAAAGCCAGACUCUUACGAAUCCACAAAGAGGACGAGGAAGCGGCGCACAGGAAGAUGGAGGCUGCCAUUCAGCGCGAGCAAGAGCAGCAAGAGUUAAUCCGGGAAAAAGAGAAGGAGAUUUUGCAGCUGCAGGAGGACGCAAAGACCUUCAUCACCCCGGAGAACUUGGAUCAACGGAUCGAGGAGGCUCUGGACAAUCCGAAAAAUUACAACUUUGCCAUUGACAAAGAAGGCAGGGUUGUCAAACAGACGGUGCUGAAGUGAGCUGGCCCACUGAACCCAUGAUCCUGCGCUGGUCGGGACUUCAACAUCAAUCCGGCGGCCUCUGACGAGAGAAGGAAGAUUUUUCAGACCGGAAAUGCUGAAAGCAGUGAACGCCCUGGUGAAACUGGCCUCGCUUGGACCCGAACGUGAAUCUGAAACCUUCCGUUUUCCACGUUUCAGCUUCCCGCGUUUUAUUGUUUAGCAUCGUUUCUCUGUCACCGAACAUGACUGGUUUUAUUUACGGUGUAUAAAGUCACUCAAUGUGAACAGUUCUGAGUUUUUCUGAUUCUUUUUGCACAUCACAGGCAAACUAGUGAAUAAUCUCUGUAGUCAAACACCUGCCUUGUUUCCAGAUCUGUCCUCCACAGAAGGGAGAUUCCGGGCCUGUCUAGAAGAUGAACUCCAUGGAAAAGAUUAUCUUUCAAAAGUGAUGGAGCACAGUGUUAAACAGGCUUCCGUCAUUGAGCCUUGUAAACAGCCAAUCAAUUCUGUGGUUCCGCUAGUCUCCUCUAUCACUAUAGAUUAAAACAUAUCAAUUGUGAUUUGG
Messenger RNA from Menidia menidia (Atlantic silverside), 1382 nucleotides. Lineage: Eukaryota; Metazoa; Chordata; Actinopteri; Atheriniformes; Atherinopsidae. The record is from the annotation of a GenBank genome assembly.